UUUAUGCAAAACCUUUCAGAAAAGACAAAGAAGAUGCAUUAUCAAGCUUGAUUAAUAAUAUUGAGCUACCUUUGAAGCAAGAUAAUAAUCAUCUUAAAAAUUUAUCACCUACUCAUAAUGAUGCUCAAGAUAAUCAAGUGAAGCCUCUAGAAUUGAAG
This is a messenger RNA of Racocetra fulgida, 158 nucleotides long. The record is from the annotation of a GenBank genome assembly. NCBI's taxonomy places the organism in Eukaryota, Fungi, Glomeromycota, Glomeromycetes, Diversisporales, Gigasporaceae.